Messenger RNA from Neurospora tetrasperma FGSC 2508, 800 nucleotides. RefSeq lists its product as uncharacterized. Lineage: Eukaryota; Fungi; Ascomycota; Sordariomycetes; Sordariales; Sordariaceae. Gene Ontology annotation, cellular component: membrane. The transcript is spliced from 5 exons. The coding region runs from base 37 to 780 and encodes 247 amino acids. The record is from RefSeq and is a predicted model, not a curated record.
CAGCCCACCAUCGUCAGUCAUUCCAGCAGCGAAAGGAUGGAUUUCGGUAAGAUAAUGGACGAUGCCGGCAAAGGCUUCGAUGAGUUUGCCACCAAUGCUGGAAAGAGUUUCGAAGAAGCGGGCAAGGGAAUGAACGAAUUCGGAGAGAACGUGCAGAAACAGGCAAAUGAAGCUGGCAAAGCGGCCGACGAGUUGGGAAAUAAUAUGUCUCACACAUUUUCUGAAGUUGUUGGAAACGCCUUGAAGCAGGCCGAACAGCUCGUUAUCAAGUUGACCAAGGAGGUCUCAGAAGACGCGAAAAGAGCUCUUGGCCUAGCGCAGGAUGCUGAACGAGAGCUUCCUAUGAUGGCCCUGAAAGUGUCAGACUGGGCAUCCAACAUCCUGCCCAAACUACUUGAGGCAGCCGGAGACCUUGGUGAGAGCAUCAAGGAGCAAGUCCAAAAGGCUCAAGACUGGGUUUCAGAGCACCCGGACGUCGUGAUGUAUAUCGUGCUCGGCGUGACGGGUAUCGUUAUCCUAGCGGUACCCGGUUUGCUUAUGACCCCGAUUUUGAGCGGCCUGGGCUUUGGUGCUUCAGGAAUCGCGGCAGGAUCUAUGGCAGCAGCAAUCCAAUCCGGCAUCGGAAGUGUCGCGGCCGGAAGUGCCUUUGCUGGCCUCACGAGCGCAGCCAUGGGUGGUCUUGAGGGCACAGCUAUUGCGGCUGUCGGUCAGGCUAUUGGAGCAGCUAUGGCGGCGGGUGGUGCUGCUGGUGCUGCUUCGAAGUUGAUGAACAAUGAGUAGAAGCCCAAACCUUGUCGACG